This is a messenger RNA of Galleria mellonella (greater wax moth), 1008 nucleotides long. RefSeq names its product alpha-ketoglutarate-dependent dioxygenase alkB homolog 6. The transcript has 2 exons. The coding region runs from base 218 to 898 and encodes 226 amino acids. The record is from RefSeq and is a predicted model, not a curated record. Lineage: Eukaryota; Metazoa; Arthropoda; Insecta; Lepidoptera; Pyralidae.
GUGUCAUUGUCAGAUAGUACGUCAGUGUCAGUUAAAUUUGACAAUUUAUAAUAGUCUUAAUUUAUUUUAUAAAUAUUUACAUUAUUUUCCUAUUUUAUGAAUGCUUCCGAUUUUAAUUGUAUCAGUGGAUAAAUCUAAUUGGCAUUAUAUAAUCUUACCUUUCUAUUUUUAAAAGCAUAGUCUUAAACGAUAAUAAUGCUUGACAUGUUUUAUAGAAAUGUCUUCUGAUAUCAAAAAGUAUGAAGUUCAAAAUGUGGCAUCUACCGCUUACUACAUAUCGGAGUACAUUACCCCGAACGAGGAGAGUUCAAUUUUGUCAAACAUAAAUUCGGCGCCAAAACCCAAGUGGACGCAACUUUCAAAUAGACGGCUGCAGAACUGGGGCGGCAUACCGCACAGCAAUGGCAUGAUUGCAGAGACCAUACCGUCCUGGCUUGAUAACUACUUAGAAAGAAUCCAUAAACUGGACAUAAUGGGUGGAAAAAGGCCUAAUCACGUUUUAGUGAAUGAGUAUUUGCCAGGACAAGGCAUUAUGCCACAUGUGGAUGGCUCGUUGUUCUACCCCACUAUUACCACCAUAUCUGUAGGUUCACAUAUUGUUCUAAAGUUUCUGGAGCCUAAUGACGAUACAGACAAAAUACAAAUGGCUCCAGCAUUUUCAUUACUUUUAGAGCCUAGAAGUUUGCUUAUUCUUCAAGAUAAACUGUUCAAUUAUUAUUUACAUUGCAUAGAGGAAUUGACAGAGGAUACACUUGACAAUUCCAUAGCUAAUCUAAGUAUGUGCUCAACUGACUAUGUGAAGGGAUCAACUGUUCCUAGAAAGACUAGAAUAUCUUUAACCAUAAGACAUGUACCUAGAACGACUAGUUUUAAAAUUAAUAUUGGUAAUAAAAGAUGAUAUGUUAAUAGUAUUGUUUAUUUUUUCUACCCACAGGUCGAUUAAGAACUGUUUGUUGAUACAAAGAUACUUGUUUGUUGCUUUUAAAUAAAAUUGUAUAUAAUAAUGAA